GCCGAAACUGACCAAUCAGCAUAUUACAUUAUUUCCGGGAAGAAACAUAAGCAAGACACGAAAUUUAGGACUGACACAGAAGAGAUAGGAGAGUAUCCAAAUGGCUGCAGUUUUAGCAACCAAAGUACACGUACAUGAAUCAGUAGAUCACAAAGAAAACGCUCCAACGAUGGGGAAAGCAGAGGAUCCAGAAAACCAAGAUAUUUCUCAACCAGAUAAAGAGUCUGCAUCAAAUGCAAAGGCUAUCAAUACAGAGGUUUCUGCAGAAAGUGAAACGACCACCACAGCCUCUGAUGGUGAUGAUAACAAGACAGUCGUCUCAGGGGUUGCAUCUAAUGCAGUCCUCGAAGACAUCACUGACGCCAUGUCUGCGUUAACAGUUGACUCCAAAAAUAAGCAAGAAGCUGCUGACAUUGCUGCAGACUUACAGAAACUGUCUAUCAAGCCCACCAGAACAGAAAAGGAAAGAGAUGCUGCUGAUGAGGAUGAAGAAGAAGAAGAAAAAGAAUCCAAUCUGUUUGGGGUAGAGGACGACAACACCUCCAAAUUACGCAUGGGCCUGGCCAGCCGAGGUCCUGGCCAGGAAUGGAUGAGGGGGACCAUUGGCCACAUGGGGGGCGUCGACUACGAGGCCACUUGCUACCAUGAUGUGUUGGGUGGGAAGAGGCGAUAUGACGAAAGCCCUAUGCCCCCCAAGUUUUACAGAGGACCUGCAGAAUCUGAGGAUACCGUGGGUCGACAGACAACCAACUGGUCCGGUCUUAACAACCUCAAUAAAGAUGACCCAACCGCUGUGGAAAAUAAACCUCUCAAUAUAGAUGUCACCUACAACCAACGCGGAUUCAGUGGCGGUCACUGCUUGGUACAGACAUCGGACAACUGGUCCAAUAAUUCCACGCUGAAUACUUUUACAGUGCCAGGAUCUGAAACUACGGAGCCAUUCUUCGACAUAGAUGAGUUGCUGGGUAUUGUUACUGAUGAUGAGUACAGCCAAAAACAACAAGAGGAACAGUUGUACCAGAAGUUGUCUUAUCAGAUAGCCAGCGCCAAGGCCAAUGCAAGUGCUAACGCUCAUGCCAAGAUGCUGUCAGAGCAGCGACAGCAGCACAUGCGAAGAGCAAUAAAUCAACGCCAGCAUCUGGACUCCACCGGUCAGUCUCCAGUUCCUUCCCCCGAAUAUCCCAACCAGAAUGAGAGCCCCCCUCCAGCUAACCAGUAUCACGGAUAUUAUGGAAAUAAUGCCAAUGUUGUUGCAAAACAACAAGGGUACAAAGCCUCAAGCAUGUCACAGAUGUCUAUGACCUCAACCUCCACUCAACAAGGUCAAGGCCAGACCCAGUACAUGUUUCAGGCACGUCAAACAUACCAGCAGUUGCCUCCGUAUCCAAAAGGAGGCAUGGGGGUACAGGGGAUGACGGCCCUCCCAUCAUAUCAGCAGUCACAGGUUCCUCCACAGAAACAGCACCAGGCACCUGGGUAUACAUCCCAUGGCAGUCCUGCCACCGCUGGCUCCAGCUCCCCUGCCCGGCCAGCCAGCACAAGCGUCCCUUCUCCACCGAUGUCACACAUGUCGCAGGGGGUGCCGUCCCCGUGCUCCGUGUACAGCAUGUCUCACUCCUCUCAGGGUGUCCCCUCCCCUGCAGAGUCCGCCUACAGUAUGUCCUCUCAGGGUAUUCCCUCCCCUGGGUCAGGGUACAAUGUGGGUUCACCACAGGCCAUCUCCAGUGUGCGCCAGUCCUCAGUAUCCAACACCAGCACUGGGGUUCCCUCACCCUACUCGCAGGGGGCACCCUCCCCACAGGCCAGUGUCAGCAGCCUCCCCUCGGAGGACAGCCAGUACGUGUUCUCUCCAGACGACUUGGAACACCUCUCCGAUGUCAUAUCCGUCAUUGAGAAAGAUUCCAUGGAUAUCAGGAAGCAGAGUUCGUCUGGAGCGUGUCAGGGUCCUUACUCGCCACCCCAGCAUGUUGGGUCCCCAGCAAGUGUUCAGGGUCUCGUUCAACCCAACAUCACUGCAGCUUCAGCCCCAAUGAUGUCAGCCAAUCCAGCCUUGACAACAAGCUCUGUCCCUAUGGUAACCACAGCUGUUCCCGUGUCAACCACUUCUAACCCGGCAACCAUAAUCAUCAUUGCCCCACAGGUGCAGCAACAACAAGGCGGUAAGAAGCUCCCUAAAUUAGCCCCCAAGCCGGCGUCCCCCCAGAGUGUAGGGGGCAGUGUGAGCGGCAGCCCAGCACAGGGGCAGAUGGGCUGUGGUUCCCCUCCCUCCACAAUGUCUGCAGUCAAGCCUGCUGUGGCUACCACUACUGCUGGAUCUUUCAAACCAUCUCAGCAAGAUGGCGUAUUCAAGGUGCCGCCCGUACCAGGGUGCUCCAAGCAGCCCCCACCACGUUUAAAUAUUGGUGCCCCCACCCCUGUGACGCAGUUUGGGUCCAGCCUGCCCCCCACCCCCACCACCCCUGGAGGAACCCCCCAGAAACUGUUGAUCGCAAGGAGAUGCGUGGCCAACAUGAAAAGUGCAGAAAUCACAGCUCAAGAUGAGGACGGAGACACAUAUUUGCACAUAGCUGUGUGCCAGAAGGACCCCCAUCUCGUUAAGGCCCUGCUGGAGAGAAUAACCAGAGAAGAUACCCUACAAGUAGUAAUGAACAUGAAGAACAAAAUGGAUCAGACUGCAUUGUACCUGGCAACGGUAACUAGGCAACCACAAGUUGUGGAGAUGCUGCUCAGUCAGGGCGCUGAUCCUAAUUUGCAGGCGCGCAUCGUGACUAAUGGUACGAAGUCCCUGGAGAGCAGAGGUCCGCUACAUGUGGCCGCCGGGUGCGGAGAUUUGGCCACCAUUCAGAUACUACUGCGCAACCAGUGGCUUAAUUUGGACGCUAAAAACUCUGAAGGUUUAACUGCUCUCCACUGUGCAGCAGCGGGACAUAAGAAGAUUGACCCCGAGACCCGACAGGAAAUUGAUAGCAUUGACAUUAUCACAUGCUUGAUAAAUAGGGGAGCAAAGAUGGAUGUUGUGGAUGGAAAGAGCGGGAAGACCCCUCUGCACUAUGCCAUCGAGUCGAAAGACGUCGACCUGGUGAAAAAGAUGUUAGAGAUAAAAGGCAGUGAUCAGAUCCUUAAAAUCAAAGCCUUUGAUGAGAACACAUGUUUACACAUAGCAGCAGGUUUGCAGAUGCCAGAUGUUGACACGCACAAGAGAAUGAUCCGUCUGCUCAUGAACAAGGGUGCUGACCCCAAUGAGAAGAAUCACGAGAAGAACAAACCGAAAGACUUGGUGUUUAAUCAUAACGAGGAGAUCGUAAAUAUUCUCAGUGGGAAGCCAACCGCACGGCGAAUGGACCCCGCUUCGCAGUCUUAUGAAAUGCCCCAGUCAGUGUACAGUGGAGGUAUGCAGGCCCCUCCUCCCCCUACGUACUACAGCUGUAAUGUCGUUGCUGCAGACACUCUCGGCAUGAACAUCACGCCAGGCAUGCAACAGCAGCACAUGAUGCACCCUGCGAUGCAGCAUUACGGUCAACACUUGGAGCAGCAGCACUUUGCAUAAUUUGAUUUAGAAAAAGGGCUAUCAAAGCCAAUGACUUGGAUCAUAUAUAUAAACUGUAUUUUUUGUGAGAUAUUUGUUUUUGUUUUGCCACAGUUACUGCUAUGGUAUUGGUAGGAUGCAUACUGUGUAAUUCUGUGCUUGUGUACUUAGAGAAGUGCCCAAGUUAUUUUCGAAAAAAUGUUCAUGUGCUCUGUUUUGGUGAAUUUGAGACGUUUGUAUAUUUUUUCCUAAAAUUAUACACCUAUGCUUUGUUAUAACUGACUGAAGAGGUCCUGCAGAUUUAAUUGUUUGUAAAUAAAUUGCAAAUUUUAAAAAUGGUACUUAGCAUUUAUAUAACCAAAUAUUAUGAUACUUGUUAUGAUCAUGUAUAUAGGUAUGUAGUGUUCUCUUUGCCAAGUGUCAGAUAUGGAAUAUAUGCCAUUAAGUUUUAUUGUUUAACACAAACCUGUAUAUAAAGUUUUUUUGCUUUCAAUGGCAAUAUUUAUCAGUUGACUGCAUUUCUUUCUGUAGUGUAAUAAUAUUUGUUUUCCUUAAAAGAAACAAUCUUUUGUAUUAUACCAUUAGUACACUACAUAUCCUACAUAUAAAUUGUUUAGUGAAAAAAAAAAUUUUUUUUUUUCAGUUUUGCCUAGAUAAAUAAAAUAAUGAGGUCUAAAGAAAGCUGUUUGGGUGUGUGAACACGCUUGAUAGGUUCAUGCAUGAUUUGUACAUAAAUGCACUAGUUUGAGGCUAUCUUUAUAUAUCAGAAUAUUAUCUUUAUAAAUAUGGACAUUGAAGCAAAUGUGCACUAUUUACCAUUUUGUGUUUAUUCUGAUAGUUAUAUUUGAGCUGAGAUUUUCCUGCCAACAUUUACUCUCUUUUUGUAAAGUUUGUUGUCAGUGCAACAGUAAGCAGUUUUUUGCCAGAAGAUACAUUAUUUAGCAUUUUAAAUAAACAGAUAUAUCAUUUGAUUUUUAGUUAUCAGAAAGCUGUUUAUUGUUUAGCACAUUAAAUGUCUUUAUUGUUUUACGCGUUACGUUGUGUAAAAUGUUCAGUUUUAGGUUAGAAAGUGUAUAACAAAGCAGUAACUUGCUGCGUAGUAUUUUUAUCAAAACUUAGUUAACAUUGUGUCGUACUUUGGCAUGUAUUUGUUCCUAGAUAUUGCUAUGUUGAAAUAACAAAUUAUACAUAUGCUUGACGAUUUAAUGAGUUUUAAUGAGUAUGGACAUAAUAUUUGAUAUUAGACACUAUUUUUCAGUAAAUGAAGCAAUUGUAGUGGGAUUUAACUUUCUCCCAAAAACUUUUCAUUCAUUUUGAGCACGUGUAUUUCCAAGUAACAACUUUCCUUAAGUAUUAUUGUACCAGUUCUGGAAUUCCUGACUGAAUAAUAAUACAUAAAAUUUUGAAAUGAACAAUAGGUCAUUAGGGGUACAUUUUCCUUCCUCAUGUUCUUAAAUUCCUUCAUUACAUCACUUUUGUGAAUUUGAUAUUUCAGAUAUAACCCUGAAGUCACGUGCAACUCAAACAUGCAAGCAGUCCCUGAAAUAAUAUCCCCCCCCCCCCUCCCCCCUUGUUUACAGUACAUAGUGUCAUGUGCAUGUUUCAUCCACAAAUAUUUUGUGCAGGAAUUGAAACAAGGCAGUAUUUAUAUACUUAAGCAUGCUCCUUAUCUUACUUAUAAUACAAUUUUGUUAGUAGCUCAUAAAAUAAUUCAAAUUAAAACAAUCUCUUUUGUGAAAUAAGUUCAUUUCUAGGUCAGGAAAAUUCUGAUGUUUUGAAUUUAGAAAGCCAUUUUUAUCAAUAUGUCUGAACAUUUAAAAGCCAAAGUCAUUGAUACAAUAUCCUAAAGUGUUCUUACAAUGUAAGGUGGGAAAAGUAGUCCAUUUAAGGAUAUUUUGUACAGAAAAAAGCACAAGACUAGAAGUCUAAAUUUAUGAUUACUUGAAUCAUUUGAUAAAACAGACUUAAUGCACACUAUUUAAGCAACAGUGUUUUGAUUAUUUUUAUGUAAAAUCAAAGUUACCCAUUGCUUCAAAUAACAAUUAGCACCAAUAUUACAUUUUGGUAUGCCUAUAAUUCAAGAUCAUGAUUUUAACAUUGAUGGGUAUUGCUGACGGUGACUUGUUGCCCAUGUUGAAUUUAUUUUGUAUAUGCUGAAAGAUAUAUGUAUGAAAUUUGAUAAAUAUCUCGCAACAUUUCAGGCUUUAGCACUAUGACACUGUACUAUAAGGACUGUUCAAAUAAAAUUUAGUUUAACUGUU
Molecule: messenger RNA, 5787 nt
Organism: Lingula anatina
Lineage: Eukaryota; Metazoa; Brachiopoda; Lingulata; Lingulida; Lingulidae
Molecular function (GO): protein binding
Source: RefSeq, a predicted model, not a curated record